AUGGCGUCUCCCUGGCCUGUCCCGAUUUCUGGCCGCUGCGGCUGCGGUUCGCUCGAAUACCACCUCACCCGCGCACCGAUGUUCAUCCACUGCUGCAGCUGCCACCAAUGCCAACGCGAGUCCGGAUCAACAUUCACUCUGAACGCCAUGAUCGAAGCGAAAUACGUGGAAAUCACACCUGCCAGCCCAGAGCAAAUACCGAAACUUUGCUUGAUGCCGACCGAAAGUGGCAAAGGGCAAGUCAUCGCCCGUUGUCCGCGAUGUUACGUUGCGGUAUGGAGUCACUAUACCGGUACUGGCCCAUCGAUCGCGUUUGUGCGGACUGGAACGCUGGACAAAGUCAGCGCUGGAGGGGAUAGAAUUGAUGAGGUGUUGAAGCCGGGUGUCUUCAUCUUCACGGAAGGAAAGCAGCCUUGGUUACGGUUUGAUGAUGAGGUCGCGAAGUCAUUUGAGAGGUAUUAUAAGCGAGAUGAAGUAUGGCCGGUUGAGGAGAGGGAAAGAUAUGAGGCGACGAGGGAUGAGAAUCGGCAGUGGGAAGAGAGGGGCGCGAGGUGGGAGGAGCUUGGAGAGAUUUGUUGA
Zymoseptoria tritici IPO323 is the source of this 579-nucleotide messenger RNA. RefSeq lists its product as uncharacterized. Gene Ontology annotation, molecular function: carbon-sulfur lyase activity. The transcript has a single exon. The coding region runs from base 1 to 579 and encodes 192 amino acids. NCBI's taxonomy places the organism in Eukaryota, Fungi, Ascomycota, Dothideomycetes, Mycosphaerellales, Mycosphaerellaceae. The record is from RefSeq and is a predicted model, not a curated record.